UUUUUGGAACAGAGUUGUGUUGCGUUAACUGACUCUAAUAACAUUAGAAGAAUUGAUACUAACGCGAGUAAUAAAUAAAGAGAAAUUCAACACGCUUAAUGUGCACGUUAAACAGAUCUUUCCAGUAUAUUAUUUGUUUCGUAACAGCCUCGUGUGUUGCAUGGUUACUAUGGUUACCAAGCGUAUUCAAAUACACAGCACUAGAGCAGCAGAGCAGCUUCGUUUUCUGAGCUCACUGUGAAAAUGUACAAAGUGGAUCUGCCCUUAGACCAGUCCAUGGACAUGGCUGUGGAGAGGCGGCGGUCUGCAGAGAAAGCCCGCAAGGCCCGGAUCUUCAACACCCGUCUCCGCGUGAUGGGCCUCGACCUUGAUGCUCUGAAUCAGCAAGCCCAAGAGAGAAAACAUCAGGAGCUCGCAGAGAGACAACGUGACAAUGCUUUGGAUAAGCUGAGACAAUAUCACGAUCAACUGCUGCUGCAGCAAGACAUUAAUGAAAAAGAGAAGCGAGCAGCCUUGCACACUGACUUGACCCAGUACUGGGCCACCCAUCAGCGUGCUGAUGACUCUCGUGAUGCUGAUCUUCAGGCUGACCUGAAGGGGGCAGUCACAGUCACAAUGCCAGAGGCUGAGCUAGGCCCUGCCAGUAUGCAAAUCUUCCAGGGGGAGGGAAUUGGAGCGGAACAGCUGAGAAGAGAACAAAUGACAAACACAGAACGAGAUCUGCGAGCACAGAAGGAGGACAAUGAGAGGAGGCUCAUGAGAAUCAAGCAUAGAGAGACGCUCCAGAGCAAAGAGCUGAUGCAUCAGGACCUAAUGGAUGUUCACCAAGCUGCACUGGAGGAGGAGUGUAAGAAAGCUGCACGCCUCGCCCUCGACAACUACAAUCAAGCUCUGGCUGCAGAGCGAGCAGAGAAAAUGAAGGAGCAGCACAGGAGGGAGUAUCGGGAAAACCUCGCAGAGGUGCAGCACACACUGACAUCCGACAUGAUGACGGAGUGUGCAGAGGCAGCGCAGAGAGCCGAGGGAGGAGGGAGGCCACCCUUGGUACUGGCUGACAGAUGGAAGGGCAUGCAACCAGAGCAGCUGAGCGCCAUUCGUAGGGAACAGGAAGCACAGCGCCUGGAGAGACAAAGACAACGUGAGGCUGAGAAGGUCCACGAUGCAGCUUGGAACCUGCAGCUUCUGAAGCAGUCAAGAAAAGCAGAGGAGGAGGAAAUGAGAGCAGCACAGCUGAGGAGGGAGAGGAGGAUGCAGCUGGACCACUGCAACAUGCACCUGGCCAGAGAGCAGCAGGCACAUCAGGAGUAUCUGAACAAGGAACUAUACACCAACAAACCUACCAAAGCCUACUUCCAUCAGUUCAACACUACAUCCCGCUGACUUUCUGUCAUGAUAUAUAUUAUUUUUAUGAAAUGCAGUGUGAAUCCUGAUUUUUAAUAAAUAACAUUAGGUAGAUAUUAAUGAAACAGAACGGACCCUGGCUUUGGUACAGAUUCUUCCACAUACUUUAUUUUUCAGUCAUAUAUCCAGUUACAGUGGUAGAUUCAUAAUGCAGUUACAGUUAUAUUGGCCCCAUAUGAUGGUUGGCACCAUUGGUACAUAUGGAUACCAACAGUGCAGCCCACACAUCUACACCUCGGUAGUAUCACAUCCUCCCUCCUCCCCUCUUUCCACCCCCGUUUUCUCAUGGCCCUCCUUUCCCACUCAGACAUUGUUAAAUUAAAACCUGUCUGGUUUUCUCUUUUUAUUCUGGGAUUUUAUCGUUUAACUAUAAAAAUGGGGGAAAGAACAGAGGUAAAGCAAAGGCCAGUGUCCCCCAGCGUCCCCCCUGACACAUGAAAAGCAAAGAGAAAGUGGCAGUCGAGUGAGUAUCUGUGUGUGUACACUCAUUCCUCAUCCAAAGCUAACAUUUGCCCUGAACACUGACAAACACAGAUGUUUAGCAGCAGAUAGUCAAGUUAGAAUAUUGGCAUAUUUUGUGUCAUUCAUUGCUCCAGUAUGAAAAUAGAUUUUUUCUAAAAGCUUUAUUUAUCCUGAGUGUGAUUGUAUAAUCGACCACAGGGAGCUUAUACACAC
Betta splendens (Siamese fighting fish) is the source of this 2076-nucleotide messenger RNA. It is a transcript of the gene ribc1, whose product is annotated as RIB43A domain with coiled-coils 1. NCBI's taxonomy places the organism in Eukaryota, Metazoa, Chordata, Actinopteri, Anabantiformes, Osphronemidae. The transcript is spliced from 8 exons. The coding region runs from base 244 to 1380 and encodes 378 amino acids. The record is from RefSeq and is a predicted model, not a curated record.